Scophthalmus maximus (turbot) is the source of this 1903-nucleotide messenger RNA. RefSeq names its product serine/threonine-protein kinase pim-3-like. Gene Ontology annotation, cellular component: cytoplasm. NCBI's taxonomy places the organism in Eukaryota, Metazoa, Chordata, Actinopteri, Pleuronectiformes, Scophthalmidae. The transcript has 6 exons. Gene Ontology annotation, molecular function: ATP binding; protein serine/threonine kinase activity. The coding region runs from base 274 to 1233 and encodes 319 amino acids. The record is from RefSeq and is a predicted model, not a curated record. Gene Ontology annotation, biological process: protein autophosphorylation; negative regulation of apoptotic process; regulation of mitotic cell cycle.
UUGUGUUUAAUGUUCAUGCGGCGGUUAGGCGGAAGGAUAUAUGCUGUUUGUAAAUACCGGCGGCGGCUGAGGUCAGCGGCGCUACUGCGGACCGAUGAACCGCCUUUUGUUCUGACUCACAUGUUCGAACCGCUGAUGGAGUUCAAGCGCGUUUUAGUCGCAUUCCGCCCGUGAGCAAGGGCGCGUGCUGUUAAGUGUUUUCCACCCGACUGUUUUUUUUUUUCAGGGUGCGUUUUCGCUUGUUUCUGCGGGUGCAGACAAGUCAGCGGCACCAUGCUGCUCUCGAAACUGGGCUCCUUCUCGCCGAGCGUGGAUCUACCGGCGAAGUUCCACCUGCAGCAGCAAGCCAAAGUGGAGAAGCAGCCGUUUGAGAAACUGUACCAGCUGGGCUCGGUGCUCGGCAGCGGAGGGUUCGGCACCGUCUACUCUGCUGUCCGCCUGGCUGACGGGCUGCCGGUGGCAGUAAAACACGUGUGCAGGGACAGAGUGACAGAGUGGGGCACCUUGUGCGGAGCUGUGGUUCCCCUGGAGAUUGUGCUGCUGCAUAAGGUGGGUGGGGUGUUUAGCGGCGUGGUGAGGCUGUUGGACUGGUCGGAGCGGGUGGACGGCUGGUUGAUGGUGAUGGAGUGCCCCGAGCCGGCUCAGGACCUGUUUGAUUACAUCACGGAGCACGGCGCGCUGGACGAGGCCGCGGCACGAGGCUUCUUCCAGCAGGUGCUGGAGGCGGUGCGUCACUGCUACACCUGCGGCGUCAUCCACCGAGACAUCAAGGACGAAAACCUGCUGGUGGACCUCAGGACCGGACGGAUCAAACUCAUCGACUUCGGCUCGGGGGCCCUCCUCAAAGACACCGCCUACACCGAAUUCGAUGGCACGAGGGUGUAUAGUCCUCCGGAGUGGAUCCGGUUCCGUCGGUACCACGGUUGCUCGGCCACCAUCUGGUCGCUCGGUGUGCUCCUAUACGAUAUGGUGUGCGGGGACAUCCCCUUCGAACAGGACGAGGAGAUCCUCAGAGGACAGAUCUUCUUCAGAUGCCAAAUCUCCACAGAGUGCCAGCAGUUGAUUGGCUGGUGUCUUAGCCAGCAGCCGUGUGACCGGCCAACCCUGGAGCAGAUUCUCCUUCACCCCUGGGUGACCGGCAGCGACAGUCCGCAGACAGACGACAGCAGCAUCACACUUCACGCAAUCACGGCCGACUCCUCGUCUUCCUCGUUGAGCCAGCAGAGCCCCUGACUGGCUAAUGGGACACUCAAGGGACGCGGCUCGGAAUUGACUGACAGCAUUGCUCUGGAGGUUCAGUGUCCCAAUGAUCGUUGGGUCGCUAUUCAAAGGAAGUGUUUGCUGUUGAUGGAGCUAGUCACGCUCACAGUUCAGGGUGCAGUUGACGCUUUGCAGCUCCACAGCAUCCCUUCCUGUUUAGAAGCAGCUCUUGUAAACACACCCGUUGUUUUUCCAUCCACUGUUACUGUUAAAGUGCCUUGCCUUUAGAAGCUUUUCUGCCCUGCGUCCUCUCUCUCACCCUCGGUCUCUGGGUGAAAAAUGCACAGUCAAUGCAAAUACUUAGUCUUGUUUUUUGAAUAUUUGUUUGCUUUUUAUAUGCAUAUUUUGUACACUUGGUGCAUUUUUAUAUAUAUUUACAGAUACAUUCCUCAUCCUGUGUUUAUUUAUUUAUCUUCUGUCUAUCCUUUUAUUAAAUAUUUAAGUUUUUAUAUUUGGUUUUCAGCUGAGAAACAAAAGUGAAGCCAGGUUUGAGUGUUAUAAUGUCAAGUUGAAAGGUUUUAACUAAUGUCUCGUGUUGUCAUUGUGUUUGUUAGUCUUUCAUGUUUUGAAUGUAAAGUAACGGCAGGAAAAAGUAUUUUUUCACGGUAUUUUUUUUACAUUAAACCUUUUGUAUAUAAACUGA